AUGCCGUCUACGUUCCUCCUCAUUGGAAUCCCUGGUUUGGAAAAUGGAGUCAUGUGGACAUCAGUCGUCUUCUGUGUCCUCUAUAUCCUGGCCAUCCUGGGCAACAGCAUCUUACUGUACAUCAUCAAAACCGAGGAGAGCCUCCAUACCCCCAUGUAUUUCUUCCUCUCCAUGCUUGCCCUCAACGACUUGGCCUUCUGCAGCUCUACCGUGCCAAAGACUCUGGGGAUCUUCUGGAUGGACGGUGGUCUUAUCGAUGCCACCAGCUGUCUGACGCAAAUGUUCUUUGUCCAUUGUCUUUCAGUCACCGAGUCGGGGAUCCUGGCCGCCAUGGCAUAUGACCGUUUUGUGGCCAUCUGUUCCCCGCUCAGAUACAGUUCGCUCCUCACCUACGGCCUCCUGCAAAAGAUUGCACUUAUUAUUCUGCUCAGAGCCAUUGUAGUCAUUUUCCCCAUUCCCGUCCUGGUAGGACAGCUCCAGUACUGCGGUGACAAUGUUGUACUACACUCAUACUGCGAUCACAUGGCCGUGGUCAAUGUAGCAUGUGGCAACAAACACGUGGACAGUGUUUAUGGGUUAGUUGUGUCUCUUUCUGUCACCGGGUUUGAUCUGCUCUUCAUUGGACUGUCCUACUCCAUGAUCUUACAAGCCAUCUUCAAGAUGCCCACCAAGGAUGCCCGUCAGAAAGCUGUAGGAACGUGCGGCUCCCACAUCAGUAUUAUUGUGAUUGCGUAUGUCAGUGCAAUUUUCUCAUUUGUCACAUACAGGUUCGGGCAGGACACCAUCCCUCCCAAUGUCCACAUCCUCUCCUCCAAUUUUUUUAUCUUAUUCCUGCCCUUCUGGAACCCGCUCGUCUACGGGGUGAAGACAAAGAAAAUUCGACAACGGGUCAAAAGGAUUCUCUUUCACAAUCAAAGUACAUUUCCAUGGAACAGGCAUUGA
Staurois parvus is the source of this 942-nucleotide messenger RNA. The record is from the annotation of a GenBank genome assembly. NCBI's taxonomy places the organism in Eukaryota, Metazoa, Chordata, Amphibia, Anura, Ranidae.